UUGCUUAUGUCGAUUCUAAAAUGUCCACUACUUACUCCCAAUUCAAGUCUCGACUGAAGAAGGAGUGGCAAGGAUUUGGCUCACCUGAGCUGGGACGAGCAAAUCUACCUAAUGCAGAUCUAUGGAAUGAGAGGCCUGUCUCGCAUUGGCACUGGCUUUGUGACAACAUAUACACCAACCAGUCUUGCAUAGAAAUUGCGGAAAAGAAUUCUGCUAAUCGUUAUAUGCAGCAACAUACCUAUAGGGCCGGUGCACGACCAUACGUGCAACAUGCUUUGGCAGCCUCUAAGGAAGGGAAGGAGUUGUCGCUCAUAAAUAACUGGGGAGAGAAACACAAGGAUGAUAAUCAUGAAUGGAUUAAUGAGGUUGCCAAGAAAAAAUAUGAGAAGAUGGAGGCUGAGAGGAUUGCUCUUAUAGAGAAGUUGUACCGAGAGGCUCCCGAGGGUACUCCACAUGAUUCUAUCAAACUGACUUUGGAAGCAGAGUAUCCAAUAAUGGCUAAGGAGCUUGGGAGGAAGGGUAGGAUGAUCCAUGGCAUUGGUAACGUCCCUCAUAUACAUUCUAACAUACACAGAGUAUCUGCAUGUGCUGGCACUAAUUCUGAGGUACCUGAAUUACGUGCUCUUAUCAACCAACUUACCAUCAACAUGCUUAGUAUGAAGGAACAAAAUGGAUAGUUGAAGGCUCA
Messenger RNA from Rosa chinensis, 688 nucleotides. RefSeq lists its product as uncharacterized. Lineage: Eukaryota; Viridiplantae; Streptophyta; Magnoliopsida; Rosales; Rosaceae. The record is from RefSeq and is a predicted model, not a curated record. The transcript has 4 exons. The coding region runs from base 21 to 677 and encodes 218 amino acids.